AUGCAGCACUGUUUGCAUCUCUACUGUCUUAUAGCAUUCUUCGUCUUGGGAGCAUUGGUACCAAGGACGCUUGCGGAUGAGCCAUGCACCGCGCGUGAUGGAGACAACUUUUAUAAUCUGAGCCCACUGAGAGCAAGUAAAGACUAUGUAUUCAUGUCACCGAGCGGCGAGAAGUUUACUAUCAAUGUGUGCAAGCCUGUGGUCAGUGAAACAUGGGCAAUGCACGUCGACAGGCCCAAGGAUGUCGCCGGGUUCAUACACCGGCCGCGGGGUGACUUCUCCAUAGGGUAUACGAAUACAACCCUUCUCGUUCGGAAUGGUCACCCACUACUCGUGACGACGGAUGGGUCCCAAUGUCCUACUGCCGAUAACAUGACUGCGUCGACGGCGAUCCGGUUCAUCUGCGAUACGUCAGUGUUCGGUGCAGGAAGUCCUGAGUUGGUUGCACAGUUGCCGCCAGACGACGAUUCUGCUUGUGCAUUUUUUGUCGAGUGGAGAACCCAUGUUGCUUGUCCGACGAACGAGCGUGGAGGCUCAUGGGGAUUCCUGGUGAUCGUCGUAGCAAUACUCGGCACGGUGUUCAUGUUGUACAUCCUCGUGGGAACCUGGUAUAAGCGAUACGUACUGGAGCUGCGGGGAUUCGACCAGAUACCGCGACUUCCUAUGAUGUCGUUCAGCGACAUGGUGGCAUUCUUCCGCGAUUGGAUGGAGAGAAUCAGAGACGGUUCGUGGCGCGGUGGCUACCGCGGGAUGACCGAGGAGCAUGAGUCGAUGAUGGGUGGACCUCCUGGGUUCCUGGAUGAGCAGGAAGAGGAGGCAUCGCGUGACCCGGAAGCCGGGCGUGAGGGCGAGCCCACGACGACGCCCCGGCCUCCGGGCAUGGACUCUGCAGGGGUGAUUCGUUUGUGA
Molecule: messenger RNA, 909 nt
Organism: Sparassis crispa
Lineage: Eukaryota; Fungi; Basidiomycota; Agaricomycetes; Polyporales; Sparassidaceae
Product: Putative mannose 6-phosphate receptor-like protein
Exons: 6
Coding region: 1-909 (302 amino acids)
Biological process (GO): vacuolar transport
Source: RefSeq, a predicted model, not a curated record